Bufo bufo (common toad) is the source of this 2479-nucleotide messenger RNA. RefSeq names its product zinc finger AN1-type containing 2B (gene ZFAND2B). NCBI's taxonomy places the organism in Eukaryota, Metazoa, Chordata, Amphibia, Anura, Bufonidae. Gene Ontology annotation, biological process: proteasome-mediated ubiquitin-dependent protein catabolic process; protein targeting to ER. Gene Ontology annotation, molecular function: zinc ion binding. The transcript is spliced from 10 exons. The record is from RefSeq and is a predicted model, not a curated record. Bases 90 to 878 code for a protein of 262 amino acids. Gene Ontology annotation, cellular component: endoplasmic reticulum; cytoplasm.
CGGAAAGGAAGUGACGUUAUUUCCGGUGGCCCGGAGCCGCAGGCUGGGUUCUGGCGGUUUUUAUAUCUUCAUUCUUGUAAGUUUACGCCAUGGAGUUCCCGGACCUCGGGCAGCAUUGCUCGGAACCGACCUGCAAGCAGCUGGAUUUUCUACCUCUCAAAUGUGACGCCUGUGAGCAGAUUUUCUGCAAAGACCACGUAACGUACGCCCUCCACAACUGCAGCUCCGCGUACAAAAAGGAUGUGCAGGUUCCAGUUUGUCCCCUCUGUAACAUCCCAAUCCCUGUUAAAAGAGGCCAGACGCCAGACAUCGUUGUUGGGGAGCACAUUGAUCGUGACUGCAGGUCGGACCCGGCUCAGCAGAAGCGCAAGAUCUUCACUAAUAAAUGCGGGAAGUCGGGCUGCCGGCAGAAAGAACUCAUGAAAGUGAUCUGUGAAGACUGCCACGGAAACUUCUGCCUCAAGCAUAGGCACCCACUUGAUCAUGAAUGCAAAGGCAACAGCACCCCCAUCUCCCGGGCAGGGCAUGCCGCGUUGCUCAGGUCUCAGGCUUCCUCUUCCAAAGCCCCAUCUUCCUCUAGUCACACAGCAGCCAAGCCAGCAUCACAACCUCAGCGCAGCAGAGCAAGUGUUCCUAGUGCCCAUCCACCCGCUGCAGCCGCUCUACAGAACGGAUUAUCAGAAGAAGAAGCUUUACAGAGGGCUUUGGAAAUGUCCCUUUCAGAAUCGGCACAGAAUGCGACUGCGCAGCACAGCUCUCAGGAAGAAGAGGAUUUGGCUCUUGCCCAAGCUCUGUCCGCUAGUGAGGAAGAAUACAGGCGGCAGCAGGCGGGGCAGGAGAGUCGUACUGCCAAACAGAGCACCUGCAGUAUGUGCUAGCGUCACCCGGACCAGCCCUCACUCAGCACAGAUACAGAAUCGGGACCUAAUCAAAGCUGCAACGCCUCGCUGGUUUUCCAAGGACGACAGAAGUGGACUGGGAUUUGCAUGCAUCGAUUUCUUUGCAGUCUGUUUUUUUGGCACAGUGGCCAUUAACUUGCAGAUCACUUGAAGUGGAUUUAUGACCUUCCUAGGUGGACAGCAGGUGAUUAAAGGGAACGUGACCAUGGUUUGGGGCCGUGAUACAACCAGCGGGGGUUUAGCUUUGUAAUGAUGCCCCCGUGAAACCAGGCUGUUACGGGAUUACCUGUGCACACUCGUUGAUGAGAGGUGUGCUGUCCUCGGCUUCCUAUGCACGGUUUCCAGUGGAGCAUGCUUAGAAAGCCAGACCCCAGCUGCGCAAAGCAAGUGACAGGUUCCCUUUAAGGACUACAUGGGACUCUCCUGCUGCCCUUGUUUUAUUGCCUCAGGUCCGCCAUUAGCUGCACAGUCUUGGGUGGGUAUUUGACCGGUGGGCAAGAUGUCGGAAAUAUCUGUAACGGCUGUGAAAGAGAAAUUCCAGUCUUAAAGGGGUUUUCUAGGAGUUCAAUAUUGAUGCCCUGUCAUCUGCAUAGAUCAUCAAUAUCUCAUCAGUGGAGAUCUGGCUUCCAGCACCCCCGCAGCGCAUGAGUGAGCCUUUCCCAAAACUUAAGACGUCACAUCCAUCGGUCGCAUAGGCCUGAGCUGCAAUACCAAGCACAGCCACUAUACAGGUUACGGCGCUGUUCUAUCGGGAGACUGUAGCGCCGGAGCCUCUUCAAUCAGCUAGGGUGCUGUGUCUGACCCCCAACGGUCUGACAAUAUUGAUGUCCUGAGGAUUAGGUCAUGAAUAUUUAACUCCUGGAAACCCCCUUUUAAUAGGGGGGAGACCUAUCAAAACUAAUGCAAAGGAGAAGUCAAGGACUUGAUUGGCUGAUGUGGGAAAGUCCUUGACGUUUUCUUUUCACCAGUUUUUAGUCGUCCCAGCAGGUGGCGACAGCGAGCUUUUCCCCGAAAAUAGACAGCGUAAGAGCUGAACGCCAUAAGAUGCUGACUUAUGAUUGGCGGGUAUGUUCAGAUGCAGACAGAUUUUUUUUAAUUUUUCCUGCUGCCCCAUGUGAUUGGGUUUUUAUAAGAUUCCAGUUAUGGAUCUGCACCAAAUGCUGCCGCGUCUGAACACGGAUAUAUGGUAUCAUUCAGAUUUCUAACAAUUGUGGCUGGAAUUCCUCUUGGAGAAGACAUUGGCCAUGGAAGAUUUGCUCCAGAGGUAGAAGGUCUUUAACCAACUCUUAAUUCCAAAGAAAUGUUAUAUAUAUACGCAAGACCUGCCUUUAAUUCUCUUUGUCCGGCUCACACUUGUACUUUUCCAUUCCUCUGACUUAAAGGGAUUGUCUGGGAUUUUUAUACUGAUGGUUUAUCCUCCAGAAUAGGCCAUUACAAUCUUAGGGCUCAUGCACACCACCGUAUGUAUUUUGCGGUCUGCAAAAAACGGAUCCGUAAGAGAUGACAUCCGUGUGCAUUCCAUAUUUUGUGGAACGGAACAGCUGGCCCCUAAUAGAACAGUCCUAUCCCUGUCCGAAUGC